AUGUUUUUUCAUGUGCUCCUGGUUUCAGUUGUUCUUGCAGCAAAGGGUGAAAAUCUAAUUUGCCAUAUUCUAGAAAGUCCAGAGUAUGCUUUACUGUCUAAGGAUGGAGAUGUGAUAAUUGGAGGAGCUUUUUUAAUACACAGCGCUGUAAUACUGCCAUCAUUGUAUUUUACAGAAAAACCUGAACCUCUAAUAUGCUAUAGACUUAACCUCAGAGAACUACGCUUUGCCCAGACCAUGAUUUUUGUCAUUGAGGAAAUCAACAGAAGCAGCAGCCUGCUCCCAAAUGUCUCUAUUGGUUACAGGAUUUAUGACAAUUGUGGCUCAAGAUUCUUAUCUAUGAGGGCAGCUAUGGCUCUGAUGAAUGGUCAGGAACUAAGAGCAGAUGGAGCUUGCUCUGGAAAAGCGGCAGUGCAGGCCAUUAUAGGGGAGUCAGAGUCUACUCCUACUAUAGUACUCGCUAAAACUACAGGGCCUUUCAAAAUCCCAAUUAUCAGUCAUGCUGCCACAUGUGAAUGUUUGAGCAGCAGGAAAGAGUUCCCCUCCUUCUUCAGGACCAUAGCUAGUGAUUACUACCAGAGUACAGCUCUGGCUCAACUGGUCAAGCACUUUGGCUGGACCUGGGUAGGAGCUGUGAACAGUGACAGUGACUAUGGUAAUAAUGGGAUGGCCAUUUUCCUUGAAGCUGCAAAAGAAGAAGGGAUAUGUGUGGAGUAUUCAGAGAAAUUUGACCGAUCUGAGACUACCAAACUCAUGAAGGUGGUAGACACUAUUAGGAAAGGCACAGCUAAAGUGGUUAUUUUAUUUGUUGCCCAUAUUGAGAUGAACAUUCUAAUAGAACAUCUUAUUCUAAAGAAUGUCACAGGAUUACAAUUUAUUGGAGUUGAGGGAUGGAUUACUGCUGUUAAUCUAAUAACUCCAACAAGCUACAGUGUGCUGGGUGGAAGCUUGGGACUUGAUGUGGGAAAAGCCAACAUUGAAGGCUUUGCUGACUACGUCCUAAAAUAAUUUUGGGAAACAGCUAUCCCUUGCUUCCUGACAGGGGGAAACAUUUCUCAAGCUGAAAACACUUGCAGCAGAUAUAAGGAUCUUCUUCCAUUUCAAAACUACAAUGAAGAUAUCUCAGAACUGCGAUAUGCCAAUGGCAUCUACAGUGCAAUUUAUGCUGUGGCCCAUUCUCUACACAGCCUGCUCAGAUGCACAGAAAACCAGAGAUGUAAUAAGGACAAGAUAAUACAACCUUGGCAGGUUUCUGAGGCUCUGAAAAAGGUCAAUUUUACCACAAAAUCAGGAGAGCAGGUGUGGUUUGACAGCACUGGAGCAACGUCUGCGAAGUAUGAUGUGGUGAACUGGCAACUUGGGGUCAAUAGAGAAGUGCAAUUUAAGCAAGUGGGCUACUAUGAUGCCUCUAUGCCUCCUGGAGAGCAAAUUGUCCAAACUACUAGAAACAUAGUUUGGGCUGGAGGAAAAACUGAGAAGCCAAGGUCUGUAUGCAGUGAGAGCUGUCCUCCAGGAACCAGGAAGGCUGUGCAGAAGGGAAGGCCUGUCUGCUGCUAUGACUGUAUACCAUGUGCAGAGGGAGAGAUCAGUAACAUGACAGAUUCAAAUAACUGCGAGCAGUGUCCAGGAGAAUACUGGCCUAAUGCUGAGAGAGAUAAAUGUGUGUUAAAGGUCAUAGAAUUUCUUUCUGUUACAGAGGUUAUGGGGAUAGUACUUUUAUUGUUUUCUCUAUUUGGAGCAGGAUUAACUAUUUUAGUGGCCAUUUUAUUUCUAAUAAACAAGGACACUCCCAUCGUCCGAGCCAACAACUCAGAGCUGAGCUUCCUGUUGCUCUUCUCUCUGACUCUGUGUUUCCUCUGUUCACUUACCUUCAUUGGUCGGCCCUCUGAGUGGUCCUGUAUGCUGCGCCACACAGCAUUUGGGAUCACCUUCGUCCUCUGCAUCUCCUGUGUUCUGGGGAAAACAAUAGUGGUGUUAAUGGCCUUCAGGGCUACACUUCCAGGCAGUAAUGUCAUGAAAUGGUUUGGGCCUCCACAGCAGAGACUCAGUGUUCUUGCUUUUACUCUCAUACAGGUCAUUAUUUGUGUGUUUUGGAUAACAAUUUCUCCUCCUUUCCCCUAUAAAAACAUGAAAUACUACAAGGAUAAGAUAAUAUUAGAAUGUGGCUUAGGUUCAGCUGUAGGUUUCUGGGCUGUACUGGGUUAUAUUGGAUGUUUGGCUUUUCUGUGUUUUAUUUUGGCAUUUUUAGCACGGAAGUUGCCUGAUAACUUUAAUGAAGCCAAAUUCAUCACAUUCAGCAUGCUCAUAUUCUGUGCAGUUUGGAUCACCUUCAUUCCAGCUUACGUCAGCUCUCCUGGAAAAUUCACUGUAGCUGUGGAGAUAUUUGCCAUUUUGGCCUCCAGUUUUGGUUUACUGUUUUGUAUUUUUACACCAAAAUGUUAUAUAAUUCUGUUGAAGCCUGAAUUAAACACAAAGAAACACGUGAUGGGGAAAAUGGCAUCUAAAUCACUAUAA
Molecule: messenger RNA, 2514 nt
Organism: Electrophorus electricus (electric eel)
Lineage: Eukaryota; Metazoa; Chordata; Actinopteri; Gymnotiformes; Gymnotidae
Product: extracellular calcium-sensing receptor-like
Biological process (GO): G protein-coupled receptor signaling pathway
Cellular component (GO): plasma membrane
Molecular function (GO): G protein-coupled receptor activity
Source: RefSeq, a predicted model, not a curated record